Rhodamnia argentea is the source of this 1240-nucleotide messenger RNA. RefSeq names its product tropinone reductase-like 1. The transcript has a single exon. NCBI's taxonomy places the organism in Eukaryota, Viridiplantae, Streptophyta, Magnoliopsida, Myrtales, Myrtaceae. The record is from RefSeq and is a predicted model, not a curated record. Gene Ontology annotation, molecular function: oxidoreductase activity. The coding region runs from base 192 to 1025 and encodes 277 amino acids.
CCAUUAGUCGAGUCAGGCAAAUAUCCAUUGUAUACUCCCCAUUUAUACACGCACCGCAAUAUUGGAUAUGUGCCAAACCCCAUUAUAUAUAGCGCGCCCUAAAAAUCAAAUGGCUUUAACCCUCUCCAUCUUUCUACUUCUAAUCCUCUUUCCCUGCAAGUAUAUUUCGGAAGGGAUUAAGCUUUUUGGCUAUGGCGGAAAAUUCGUCUAGAAGGUUAGAAGGCAAGGUCGCCAUCAUCACCGGCGGCGCGAGCGGGAUCGGCGCGAGCACGGCGAGCCUCUUCCACGAGCACGGCGCGUGGGUCGUGAUCGCCGACAUCCAGGACGAGCCGGGCCGGGCCCUGGCCGUGAAGCUGGGCCGGCGGGCCUCCUACGCCCACUGCGACGUCUCCGUCGAGGACGACGUGCGCGACCUUGUGGACGCCACCGUGGCCGAGCACGGCCGGCUCGACAUCAUGUACAACAACGCGGGGGUCCUCGACCGUCCCUUCGGGGGCAUCCUCGACACGUCCCUGGCUGACCUCGACCGCGUCCUCCGCGUCAACCUCUACGGGGCCUUCCACGGGGCGAAGCACGCAGCGCGGGCCAUGGUGCCACGGCGCCAGGGCUGCAUCCUGUUCACGGGGAGCAACUGCACGGCGAUCGCGGGGGUGGCCACGCACACGUACACCGCGUCGAAGCACGCGGUGGUGGGGCUGGCUCGGGGGCUGGCGGCGGAGCUCGGGGAGCACGGGAUAAGGGUGAACUGCGUGUCGCCAUACGCGGUCUCGAGGACCGGGAUGUCGGGGCUGGGGAAGAUGAGCGAGGCCGAGCUGGAGAAGCUGGACGAUGGAAUGAAGGUGUUGGGCAACCUGAAGGGCCGGGUACUGAAGCCGGAGAGCGUGGCGAGGGCGGCGCUGUACCUCGCCAGCGACGAGGCGGACUACGUGAGCGGGCUCAACAUGGUGGUGGAUGGUGGCUACAGCGUGGUCAACCCGUCUAUGAUGAUGGCUCUUGCCGCGAGCCGUUCCAAUGGGAAGAUUUGAACCUGUGACUUGCGAAUGCCCGGUCGCUGGGACGAGAUCGUGGCCGUUGUUUGUGGGCUAAAUAAGGUGGGGUCGUGUCAUUGUGCGCCCUUGGAUUUGUUCUGCUUUAGUUUUGGUCGGACUCGUGCUUUUUGUCCUCGUGUUCUUGUAAGUCCUAAGUAUGUUAAACUUCCUAGAUUGAAAUCCUAACCCUAUUUGAUACCUACACCACAAAA